UAAACUGACUUUGGUGUUUUUCAUUUUUAGGUUCAGGACCUUACAGAGCACAACUGAAGUUAGCAGCAAGAAGGAUUGUGGACUCAAAAUGGAAAAACAGCAGAAAGCUGUUAGCCAAAUACAUGAAGGAGCUUCAGUUUAAAUACACACCACUUGUACUGGUGAAUGACGUGUCUGACGUUUACCCUGAAAACAAAUACAAAAAGUCACGUAAAAAGAAAUGUAAAAGGUACAUACCUAAAGAAGACAAGCCAAUUAACAAUAAGGACCUGCUGACCAUGAAAGAGAAAAAGAUCCUACUGGUGGGGAAGCCUGGAAUUGGGAAAACCUUCUGUGUCCUCCAGUUACUGAAUCUGUGGGCUGAGAGUGUUGAGGACACUCUCUAUGUCUUUUAUUUCGAUGCAGAAACUUUGCACCAUGUUAGAGACUCUGAAGAUCUGAGGUCCUUACUGUUCAGUUACUGUAAACCAGAGAGAAUGAUUGAAGACGAUCUUUAUACUGAUAUCGUAAAUGGAAAUGCCAAUGUGCUCCUCAUAUUUGAUAGCUUUGAUGAAAUCCAGCCGACAUGUCAGGGUGAGAAGAUUGAAAGAGUUAUUUAUAGAAUACUAAAUAAAUAUGAACUGGAAAAGGCCAAGGUCAUCGUUUCAUGUCGACCUUCUGUAGAAGAACGGGAGCUACCCGACUGGGCAGACUGUAGGGUGGAAGUUCGUGGGUUUAGUGAAAAAUCAAUUUAUGAAUAUUUCAAGACUACACUUGAAGGCCAGUGCAUUUGUGAGGAAGAUGUGAUGUUGUAUGAGAAGAACAUCAAUGUCUUCAGUCUCUGUCAUGUCCCGCAGUACGCAUUCAUAGUCAUGUGCUACAUGUUGAGUGAAGGCCGCAUGAAGUUACAACAGAAAAGCUCCUCUGUGAGCACUCCAAGUACGGUGACUGAGCUCUAUGUGCACAUAUUCCGCCAUUGUGUCGGUCAGCACAUGUUGAAGGUGACACAUUCUGGGACAGGAAAUGUUGAUGUGUACAUUGAACAAAAUAAAGAGGAGAUAAUGACAUUAGCCAAAAAAGGGUUUGAUGCUAUUUUGAGUAAAAGUGUGAACCUUAUUGAUUGUCAACUGAAAAGAAUGCCAUGUCAAUCCAUCAAACGUUGUUUCUUAGGCUCCACCAGCAUUGAUGAGACGCUUACCUCCAAAGAAACCUACUUUGCCUUCCUCCAUAACACAAUGCAGGAGUUUUUUGCUGCUCUUUGGAUUUUGGAAAAUAAAAACAACUUCAGCGACAUAUUUAAUCGCAGUCUGACCGCGGGUGAAAGUCACUUGAAGUAUGUGAUUUACUUCCUGUGUGGGCUUCUUACCAUUAAAAAUUCCAAAUUAAUGGCAUGUUUAUUUCAGGAUAAUCCCCCAGAUGUCCUCUCGGGGCCUUUAUUCAAUAACAUAUUUGAGCUUGUUCAAUCAACCAAAGAGGACAUUGGAGGAGAGGAACGGAUUUUGUUUGCUUGCCAGUGUUUAUAUGAGGCCCAGUCAACUAAGGCGUGUGCUCAGGUUUUGGAGGCCAUCAAGUUUGAGUUCUGUCUGGAGGACGAGCACAUUGACCCGUACCAGAGCCGUGCAGUGACCUACGUAGUGAAUGAAGCAAUCAAGGAGACGUAUUCAGAUUUGGAAAUGCAGGACCUCCGGCUCUUCAUCCUUGGCUACAAACUGCUGCUGGAGUGUACAGAAAGUUACAGAGCAUGGGGGAAGAAGAAAUCUAACUGCUGUCAACAUGUACUGGAAAGUGAAGAUCAAAAAAACUUUUUGGAGAUGAUGGAAUUUGAGGUCUACGUGUCCUUACACUGGUAUAGCGAGACACUGAGGACACUGGGACGCUUGAUCAAACAGUCGGUAAAGAAGGUUGAUGUCAUAUUGGAUUCAGUAUUCAGUCGUGACUCACAUGAAAGUUUCAUCUGUUUUGUUUCAGAAUGUCUGGAGAAGAUGGCUUCUGUAUGUUUUUCAGGUGGUUGGAAUGACUUUACAUUUUGGAAUUUAUGUCGCUUAUUUCAACAAUUUGAAGCUGAGAAAGGAAAUGGCAGCCUCCCACACCUCAUCUCUUUAUUUGCUCCUUUUCCAAACGAUGUGAUCUCAACAGAGUUGGACUGGAUUGAUAGAAUUAACUUCAGAUUUAUAAGACAAUGUUUCCAGAAUGAGGUUGCAGCUCCACAGUACAAAGAGGCUUUACGAGGUCUUGAGCAACUCAUAACCAGAAGUCUUGUGGAAGCUGAAAGGUACGUUUAAUUACUGAGCACUAAG
Molecule: messenger RNA, 2276 nt
Organism: Polypterus senegalus (gray bichir)
Lineage: Eukaryota; Metazoa; Chordata; Cladistia; Polypteriformes; Polypteridae
Product: NACHT, LRR and PYD domains-containing protein 12-like
Exons: 3
Coding region: 123-2261 (712 amino acids)
Cellular component (GO): cytoplasm
Molecular function (GO): ATP hydrolysis activity
Source: RefSeq, a predicted model, not a curated record